AUGGCGGGGAAAUCAGAGCAGAAGUCACGAAAAGAGAGGCGGAAAGAAGCGAGAUCAGAGAAGCACAAGCUGCGGUUUCUCUCUUGGGUUGAGCAUCAGGGUGGCAAAAAGAAGAAGCCGGCAAUACCAGUAGUAGAGCCAAGUCCGGUUGAGGAGAAGAAGCCAAAGAAAGAGCCUGAUGGCAUGAAGAAGAAGAAGAAGAAGAGAAAGAGGGAAGCAGAGGGUAAGCCGAAGCCCAAGUCCAACUUCCAGGAAUAUCUUGAGAUGGAGAUGGGUGGAGCUGUGAGCAUGGAGGAGGAUCUAGAGAUGGAGAGGAAGCUUGCGAAAAAGCUCAAGGUGAAGAAAGGAAAGUUGGGAGGUCCGGAUGAUGGUAUGGAUGAACUUUUUGUAGACCUUGGGUUUGGUGGCGACUUUGGUUCAGAUGAUGAAACAAAAGCAUAUGAUUGGAAUGUGGCGGAUGACACUAAUUUAGACAAGAAAAAAGGUAAAAAGAAAAAUAAGAAGGCGAAGAAGGAUGACAUAGAGAUGGAGGAACCAGAUGACAUGGGUGAAGAGAAUGGUCGGAAAAAGAAGAAGAAGAUGAUGAAGAAGGCUGGUAUGGAAAUGAAGGAACUGGAUGAUGUGGGUGAAGAGAACGGUCGGAAAAGGAAAAAGAAGAUGGAGGAUGACUCAGAGAUGAACGAACCAGAUGACGAAGGUGUUGACAUGGAUGAAGAGAAUGGUGGAGCAGUUCUGGAAUCUGAGGAUGGAGAGCCUAAUGUGGUUGAACUGCCCACAGAAUCAAAAGGGAAGUAUGUACCUCCGAGUUUGCGUAAUGCUUCCAAUUCAGAAUCAGAAGAAAUUGCCCAGAUGUGUCGCAGAGUAAGAGGACUUCUGAACAGACUUUCAGAGUCAAACGUGGAGUCCAUUACUCAGGAAAUUGCCACGCUUUUUCGAUCUGUUCCACGAAGUGUUGGCUCUCAGAUAAUUAGGGAUGAGGUUUUGGCUAGUUGUUCCCGAGGACCUCGCGGCAAUGAACAAUAUGCUGCUGUGUUUGCAGCCUUUGUUGCAGGCUUGGUUGGUAUUGACUUCAGUGCCAAGAUCCUUGCCUCUAUUGCUAAGUCGUUUGAGGAUGAGUACUCAAAAGAAGAUGGUCUAUCUCUGAGAAAUCUUACGUUACUUUUCUGCUAUUUGUGUAUAUUUGGUGUCAUCUCAAGAGUACCAUACCCUCUUUUUCUGUCUCUGAGUGAAGCUGGGAAUUUGCUUUCAUCUAAAUGGGCAGGCUGUGGAAUGAAGCUGAGGGAAGAUGAUCCAGGUGCUAUGAAAGAUUUUGUCCUUAGUAUUCAGAACUCUCUUAAGGCAGAAGAUGUCCUCUUGCGUGGGCUAACAUGGAGUAGGCUUUUGGACCCUGAUAAGAAAGGGCAAUGGUGGUUGUCUGGGAAUGUUCCAUCCACAGUAGCUAAUGUCGAAGAUGUUGCAGCUGUUAUAAGCAAGGAUGUUGUAGAGACACAAAAACUUCUUCAGCUUGCAGCUGCUCAGUGGAUGAACACUGACAUACGAAGAGCAAUCUUUUGUAUUAUAAUGAGUGCUGAAGACUAUGACCGAGGAAUUAUAAGGGUCAUUGUUGACUGUUGUCUGCAUGAGAAGAUGUUCAAUAAGUAUUACACAGUCCUUGCUUCCAAGCUAUGCAACCAUGAGAAAAAUCACAAGUUCAGCUUGCAGUACUGCAUCUGGGACCAUUUUAAGGAGCUAGAUAAUAUGGAGUCAAGUCGAUCCAUGGACCUUGCAAAACUAGUUGCAGAGAUGCUGUCAAACUUCACGCUCUCCCUCGCAACUCUGAAGGUGGUUAACCUGGCCAACCCAGUGGAGAUGACUCCAGCAAGGAUCUCACAUUUCCAGAUGCUGUUUGAGACCUUACUACAGAAAGAUGACGCACGGCAUGUGAUCGCCGACGACACCGGGAAGGACUUGGCUGGCAAAUUCAAGAUUGCAAAGAAGGCGCUCGACAAUACUGCUGGAGUUCUGAUGUAA
Miscanthus lutarioriparius is the source of this 2010-nucleotide messenger RNA. The record is from the annotation of a GenBank genome assembly. NCBI's taxonomy places the organism in Eukaryota, Viridiplantae, Streptophyta, Magnoliopsida, Poales, Poaceae.